AUGACUGAUACGCUUCAUAGUCUAGUAGACCUAUCUCCACGUACUCAAAAGCUGUAUCAAACCCUUUCAGACUUUGUAGAAUAUGAAUGCAUUCCAGCUGAAGACCAGUAUCACCAGCAGCAUGGUCAUGGCAUCGACAGAUGGAAGGUUGUUCCUCCUAUAAUAGAGACACUCAAGACAAAGGCACAUGCACUUGGACUAUGGAAUCUGUUUUUGCCAAAAAGCUAUCCAGAAAGUCCUGGUCUGACCAAUCUUGAAUAUGCGGUGCUUUGCGAAGUUCUGGGUCGCAGUAUACUGGCACCAGAGGCAACCAACACCAAUGCUCCAGAUACUGGAAAUAUGGAAGUUUUUGCCAAGUAUGGCACGGCGAAACAAAAGGCACAAUGGCUGGUUCCGCUCAUGCAAGGAAAAAUACGAUCAGCAUUUGCAAUGACCGAACCAGGUGUUGCUUCGUCAGAUGCCACCAAUAUCGAGACUUUAAUUGUUAGAGAUGGAGAUUCGUAUGUUAUCAAUGGCAGAAAGUGGUGGAUAUCUGGAGCAGGUGAUCCAAGGUGUAAAGUUUAUCUUGUUAUGGGGCAAUCCAACACCACUAGCAAAAGCAAAUACAAUCGACAGAGUGUGAUCAUUGUGCCUGCUGAUACUCCUGGGGUUCGGAUCAUUAGACCUAUGCUGGUUUUUGGAUACGACGAUGCUCCUCAUGGACAUGUUGAAAUGGUAUUUGAAAAUGUACGAGUUCCUGUCGAGAAUAUGAUUUUGGGCGAGGGUCGAGGAUUCGAGAUUAUCCAAGGCCGACUCGGACCAGGCCGUAUCCAUCACUGUAUGCGUGCCAUCGGUAUUGCAGAGCGUGCCAUUGACUUGCAUGUUUUGCGACUGACCAAUACAUCACGCAGAACAUUUGGCAAGAUACUGGCUCAGCAUGGUACAGCAUCAGAUUCAGUUGCACAGUCUCGUAUGGAAAUUGAACAAGCAAGGUUGCUCGUGCUGAGUGCUGCAGCCAAGAUUGACAAGGUUGGAGCCAAAGAAUCGAUGAAUUUGAUUGCUAUAGCCAAAGUGGUAGUUCCAACAAUGGCUUUGAAAGUGCUUGACCGAGCCAUUCAAGCUCAUGGAGCACAAGGUGUGUCACAAGACACUCCACUCGCCGCUUUAUACGCCUUUUCAAGAACAUUGCGUAUUGCAGAUGGACCAGACGAGGUACAUGCAAUGCAGAUUGCCAAAAAUGAAUUAAAAAGAGCACCUAUUGUGUUGGCCAAGGUGCAAAAGCAGUUUGCUCUUGCUCAAAUGUUGGCCAAGUUGUAA
Messenger RNA from Batrachochytrium dendrobatidis JAM81, 1296 nucleotides. RefSeq lists its product as uncharacterized. Gene Ontology annotation, cellular component: cytoplasm. Gene Ontology annotation, biological process: fatty acid beta-oxidation using acyl-CoA dehydrogenase. The transcript is spliced from 5 exons. Gene Ontology annotation, molecular function: acyl-CoA dehydrogenase activity; flavin adenine dinucleotide binding. The coding region runs from base 1 to 1296 and encodes 431 amino acids. NCBI's taxonomy places the organism in Eukaryota, Fungi, Chytridiomycota, Chytridiomycetes, Rhizophydiales. The record is from RefSeq and is a predicted model, not a curated record.